AUGCCCAAAGAAACUUUACGCGAUAAACUCGAUGGCAACGAGCUCGACCUGAGCAUCAGCAACCUAGAAACUGUCCCAGUUAAAGAACUGGCUGCUUUACCGAAGGCGACACAUCUGGAUCUGUCAUGUAACUUGCUAAAGGCAUUGCCAGAUACCUUCUGCAGCCUUACCCACAUCAUCAGGUUGGAUCUGAGCAAGAACUCAAUCAGUGAGCUCCCAAGAGACUUUGGUCAGCUGGAGAACUUGCAGCAUCUGGACCUGCUGGGCAAUCAGCUGCGCACACUGCCACGGUCAUUCUGUCAACUCAAGAAGUUGAAGUGGUUAGAUUUGAAGGACAAUCCAUUGGAAAAUGGACUGAAGAAGAAUGCAGGGGACUGUUUGGAUGAAGAUCAAUGCAGGAAGUGUGCAGUACGAAUUUUGAGGUACAUGACAGAUUUGGACGGACUUCUGGAGAAACAGUCACAAACUCAGUUGAAGAGACAGAAAG
Messenger RNA from Candidula unifasciata, 487 nucleotides. Lineage: Eukaryota; Metazoa; Mollusca; Gastropoda; Stylommatophora; Geomitridae. The record is from the annotation of a GenBank genome assembly.